Sardina pilchardus (European sardine) is the source of this 1579-nucleotide messenger RNA. It is a transcript of the gene krt15, whose product is annotated as keratin 15. Bases 92 to 1486 code for a protein of 464 amino acids. Gene Ontology annotation, cellular component: cytoskeleton. Gene Ontology annotation, molecular function: structural molecule activity. The record is from RefSeq and is a predicted model, not a curated record. NCBI's taxonomy places the organism in Eukaryota, Metazoa, Chordata, Actinopteri, Clupeiformes, Clupeidae. The transcript has 7 exons.
ACGUGUGUGUGUGUGUGUGUGUGUGUGUGUGUACUUCCUCCACCUUCCGACAGCAGCAGCAGCACCAGCAGCAGCACCAGCAGCAGCAGCCAUGAGUUCCUACAGCAGCCGCAGCUUCGUCUCCUCGGGCGGCUCCAUGAGGGGCGGCCCCCUCACCUCCUCCCGCGUCUCCAUGGUGUCCAGCAGCAUGGGCGGCGGCGGCGGCAUGGGCAUGGGUAUGGGCGGUGGCAUGGGCGGCGGGCGCAUCAGCGCCAUGCGGGCCGGCAGCGUGUACGGGGGCGCGGGGGGAUCAGGCGUGCGCAUCUCCACCGCCUCCUCCUUCGGCUCCGGCGGCGGCGGCGGCGGCGGUGGCUACGGCUUCGGUGCAGGCGGUGGCGGCGGCGGCGGUUACGGCUUCGGCUCCGGCGGCGGCAUCGACAUGGGCGCGAACGUGGGCACCAACGAGAAGGCCACCAUGCAGAACCUGAACGACCGCCUGGCCACGUACCUGGACAAGGUGAAGUCGCUGGAGAAGGCCAACGCCGAGCUGGAGGUGAAGAUCCGCCAGUUCCUGGAGAGCAAGAGCGGCCCCGCGGCACGCGACUACUCCGCCUUCUACGCCACCAUCAGCGACCUGCAGGACAAGAUUCAGGACGCCACCCGAGUCAAUGGAGGAAUUUACCUGAGCAUCGACAACGCAAAGCUGGCAGCCGAUGACUUCAGAACCAAGUAUGAGAACGAGCUGACCAUGCGCCAGUCCGUGGAGGCAGACAUCGCAGGGCUGAAGAGGCUCCUGGACGAGCUGACCAUGAACCGGUCCGACCUGGAGAUGCAGAUCGAGGGACUGAGGGAGGAGCUCAUUUACCUCAAGAAGAACCACGAGGAGGAGCUGCUGGCCAUGCGUGCUCAGAUGACCGGACAGGUGCACGUGGAGGUGGACGCCGCGCCGCAGGAGGACCUCUCGCGCGUCAUGGCCGAGAUCCGCGAGCAGUACGAGGGCGUCGCCGCCAAGAACCAACGCGAGCUGGAGUCCUGGUUCCAGACCAAGACGGAGACGCUGAACAAGGAAGUAGCGGUCAGCACAGAGACCCUGCAGACGUCCAAGUCGGAGAUCUCCGAGAUCAGACGCACGCUCCAGGGCCUGGAGAUCGAGCUGCAGUCACAGCUCAGCAUGAAAUCGUCUCUGGAGGGCACCCUGGCGGACACGGAGGCGCGCUACUCCAUGCAGCUGGGCGGUCUGCAGAGCCAGGUGACCAUGAUGGAGGAGCAGCUGAUGCAGCUCCGGGCCGACAUGGAGCGCCAGGGCCAGGAGUACAAGAUGCUGCUGGACAUCAAGACCCGCCUGGAGAUGGAGAUCGCCGAGUACAGGAGACUGCUGGACGGAGAGGCCAGCAGCGUCAUCUCCUCCAGCAGCAAGUCCUCCACCAGCACAGUGAUGGUGAAGACCAUCGUGGAGGAGAUGGUGGACGGAAAGGUGGUCUCGUCCUCGUCCUCCAUCACCAACUGAGCAGCCUUGCACUCUUCAGAACAUCAGAACAACCUAACAGCUCCAGACUGUAUUGUUUGCGCCAGAGAGUGAAUAAACUUGACUACUCGCACA